Messenger RNA from Debaryomyces hansenii CBS767, 990 nucleotides. Its product is annotated as DEHA2E23694p. NCBI's taxonomy places the organism in Eukaryota, Fungi, Ascomycota, Pichiomycetes, Serinales, Debaryomycetaceae. The record is from RefSeq and is a predicted model, not a curated record. The transcript has a single exon. The coding region runs from base 1 to 990 and encodes 329 amino acids.
AUGUCCAGUAAUUGCAUUAUAACUAUAGCCCCGGGGAGGCAACAGGAUGAAAAUAUUGUUCAUAAAAGAAUAGAGAAAAUAUUCAAAAGCAAUCCUAUUCUACACGAUGUAAGCGUGAUUAUUGACUCGAAAUCAUUGCCUCUGGAUAUUGCUAUGCUAGCCGGAAAUAUUCAAAAGUUUGAGCUUGAUGAGUUUAAGAAGCUACCUGAAUUGAUCCAAGAGGUAUCCGCAUGCAAUUCAGAUGAUUUUGUAAUAAUUGAAGCGAUUCCGAUGCAUCAAGUUUGGGAUAAUACUGAUUUGGAUAUUGUUGAUAGUAUUCAAUUCAGUUCAGUCACACGUCAAAUUAAGCUUAAAUUGAAUAAAAGCACGUUUCAGUCGGCUCCAAAUGUUUUUGAGAGUCAGAAGGGAAUACUGAUUAAAAAAAUUAUGGAAUCGAAAAAAGGUCAUGGUGCUUUAAACCAUGUAUCCUACAGCUACUUAAUUACACUGUCUACGCUGGAAGAAGAUAUCUCAUAUGAGAUGCAUCAUUUAAUUAAAUUUGUCUUUGGAUAUAGUGCAGUCAAAGUUCAUACGAAUAAUAAUAACAAUAUUUCGUUUUUGCAAGAUGAGAGUAAAGCGGUUGGGGGUUUGACUAAAAAGCCGUCAAAAUUGAAUGUCAGAUGUUACCCAGAUCUUAAUGAUGUUGAUUUCCAUGAACAAAGCCAAACAAUUUAUGAAUACUUAAACUUAUUACACAUUAACUCACUGCAAUUGACGGAAACUAUUGAUGAUUAUAUCUCGAGUUAUCAAAUCCCAGAGUUUAUCAAAAGAAGUACAGAGGAACUUAAACCAGAUCAAGAGGUAUAUAAGCAUACCUUUGAUGAAGUAGACUUUUCUACAUUCGACUCCCUAAUGAAAAGUCAUUGUUUAUCAAUUAGUGCAUAUUCAAAAGACUCCCAUAUUAUGAUUUUGAAUAUCCCAGAUGCUUUGGUCUUAUGGGAAUGCCAGUAA